AUGAACGCUGCCGCAGAGGGUGAAAAGGCCCUUGCGGCCUCCAACGCGCCGCUCGCCAUCCAACACUACACCCGUGCCUUGAUCGAGCUACCCCGCGCCCCGUCCUACUACCUCCAACGCGCCAUCGCACGCUCGCGCGUGAAGCCAGCAGACGGUGGGCCGAAUUCUCGUGAAGCUCUUCAAGAUGCCGAGAUUGCCCUAUCGCUUGCCCGCGAGCGCGGGAAGCGCGAGCUCAUUCUGUCGGCACAGAUGCGCCGCGGAGUAGCACUCUUCCAGCUUGAACGCUACGGUGACGCAAAGUUCCUCUUCGAACUCAUUGAAUCGAAGAAUUCUGGCGAGAAGGAGGUACAGAAUAAAGCGGAAGGUGUGAAAGCCGCCAUGGCUGAUGGAGGGGGCAAAAAGAACGGUUAUGGAGCUGAGCUGCCCAUUUGGAUGGCCAAAGUCCGUCGCAAGUUGGGAGAGGUGGCUGAGGGUGAUGAGAAGGCUACUGUCUCUGUGAUUGAGUUCCCUACGGAUACACGUGUACCGACCGAGAAGCAGCUCAAGGCUGAAUGGGAGAGUCUCAAAUCAGGAAAGGCGGUAGAUGGAGGAGACAAGACAGUUCAAGAGAAGAACCAAAAGGACCCCUCUUCAUCCGGUGUUUCCUCGGACCCCACGAAGUCGGAAGACAAAGAAACAACAGAGGCUUCGCCCGUUGUGGCUCCACAAAAAGUUCGCCAUGAGUGGUAUCAGUCCAAUGCUUCUGUUGUGGUGACCCUCUACGCGAAGGGGAUCCCCAAAGAGAGUGUUGAGACUGAGUUGAAGGAUGAGUCGGUGUCCUUGCAAUUCCCUCUGCCCUCUGGUUCCGGCUACGAUUUUACCCUUGACCCUCUCUAUGCUCCUAUCGAUCCUUCUACAUCCAAAGUCUCAGUCAUGGGCACCAAAAUCGAACUGGUCCUGCAGAAAAGGACAGCAGGUCAGAAAUGGAAAUCCCUCGAAGGAUCAGCCUCCAACACGACAAAGAUUGCAGACCGGCCUGCUGCGCCGCAAGCCCCAGUGAGCUCGGGGCCAUCAUACCCAACCUCAUCCCGACACGGUGCAAAGGACUGGGACAAGCUCGCAUCGACCCUGACUGCCAAGAAAUCCAAAGGAACAAAGGGCAAGGCGGAGAAGGAUGAGACUGGCGAUGUCUCCGACGCAGAAUCCGUGAAUUCAGAGUAUGGAGGAGAUGCCGUGGAUGGGUUCUUCAAGAAACUGUACGCGGGUGCCGAUCCGGAUACGCGCCGAGCUAUGAUGAAGAGCUAUGUCGAGAGCCAGGGCACGUCUCUGAGCACUAAUUGGUCAGAGGUUGGAAGCAAGAAGAUGGAACCACACACUUCAAGCUAA
Molecule: messenger RNA, 1365 nt
Organism: Penicillium cataractarum
Lineage: Eukaryota; Fungi; Ascomycota; Eurotiomycetes; Eurotiales; Aspergillaceae
Product: co-chaperone SGT1
Exons: 2
Coding region: 1-1365 (454 amino acids)
Biological process (GO): protein stabilization
Molecular function (GO): protein-folding chaperone binding
Source: RefSeq, a predicted model, not a curated record